Molecule: messenger RNA, 1539 nt
Organism: Sitophilus oryzae (rice weevil)
Lineage: Eukaryota; Metazoa; Arthropoda; Insecta; Coleoptera; Curculionidae
Product: transmembrane protein 184C
Exons: 8
Coding region: 203-1474 (423 amino acids)
Biological process (GO): transport
Molecular function (GO): transporter activity
Source: RefSeq, a predicted model, not a curated record
GACAACAAUUGACAAUAAAAACUUGGAAUUCUUGGAAAAUACACACAAUUUUGUUGAAACUCCUCUCUUCUUGGUUCUUUGUCAUUAUUUUCUAGUUUAAAAUUUUGGAUUGCGAAAUUCAGCUCGUUCAAUUUGUUUUUAGCCGGCAAGUUGUGUAUUUUAUUUAUUUCAUUUAAAACUACAAUGAUGUGUUUUCCUCAAAAUGUGUAACGAAACUUGUGCGAACUUUAUCUCCAGAUGGAAAUUAUGGAUAAGGCCUUUAUUUAUAGCCACUUAUGCAUUAGCGGCUUUAGUUUUUGUUCCCCUUUUUCUUGUAAAAUCUCUUGAAGAUGGUUUUAAUCGACACGACCAAGAAGUUUUAAUAGGAGGAAUAUUUGUUGGUGUUGCAAUACCAAUUUCACUUUGGGAAAUAAUUCAACAUGUGAUACAUUAUAAUCAACCCAAACUCCAAAAACAUAUUAUCAGGAUUUUAUGGAUGGUUCCCAUUUAUGCUGGUAAUGCUUGGUUAGGCCUCACAUACCCAAAAGCUUCAGUGUAUGUUGAUAGUGUAAGAGAAUGUUACGAAGCAUAUGUGAUAUAUAAUUUUAUGAAAUUCUUACUUAAUUAUUUAAACAACGAAAUGGAUUUGGAAGCUAAUUUAGAAUUAAAACCACAAGUAAAGCAUUUUUUUCCAUUAUGUUGUUUGCCAGAUUGGGAAAUGGGAAGGGAGUUUGUCCAUAUUUGUAAGCAUGGAAUUCUUCAAUAUACAGUGAUCAGGCCACUAACUACAGUUAUAUCAUUUAUAUGCAAAGUUUUUGAUGUAUAUGGUGAUGGACAGUUUAAGGGCAAUGUAGCAUUUCCCUAUUUGAUAACUGUAAACAAUAUAUCUCAAUUUAUUGCAAUGUAUUGUUUAGUUAUGUUUUAUAAAGCCAGCUUAGCUGAACUUCAACCAAUGAAGCCACUACCAAAAUUUCUAUGUAUAAAAGCAGUAGUAUUCUUUUCAUUUUUCCAAGGAGUUGUUAUUGCAUUCCUUGUUUACACUGGUGCUAUUAGUUCAUCAGAACCAGAUGCAGAUGGAUUGUCUUUAUCCACUAGACUUCAAGAUUUUCUCAUCUGCAUUGAGAUGUGUUUGGCCGCUAUAGCACAUCAUUACAGUUUUUCAUUCCAACCAUACGUAAGGCCAGGCACUAGACAACAAUCAUGUUGCAGUGCGUUUUUGGCAAUGUGGGAUAUAUCAGACGUGCACAGAGACAUUCAGGAACAUAUUGGUAUAGUUCGUUCCUCCAUCAGUCGCCGAAUUAGGGGAAGGAGUAUGUACAGCAUACCUAGAGGAACCGACGAAUUCUCCAACUUGGUAUCGCCCAGAGGAGGACAGAGUGUUCCGGCAAGUUUUUAUCAAAGCGAAUACGACGACUUUGUAGUGAACUAUGGUACCGUCACUUCUAGUCAGCCUGUUCAGAUACAUAACACGGACCCAGGUCCAAAACCGAUUUGAGACUAUAUCACGUAAUUUUUUACAUUUAUGUUUAUAUAUUAUACCAUGUAUUAAGUUAAAUAUUA